Molecule: messenger RNA, 492 nt
Organism: Trichoplax adhaerens
Lineage: Eukaryota; Metazoa; Placozoa; Uniplacotomia; Trichoplacea; Trichoplacidae
Exons: 3
Cellular component (GO): cytoplasm
Molecular function (GO): protein binding
Source: RefSeq, a predicted model, not a curated record
ACACCUUUUCACAUUGCGGCUAUGAAUGGCAAUUACGAAUUUGCCGAGUUUCUCACAAAUAGAGGAGCUAAAAUCAACUCAAAAGACAAUGAAGGAAAAACAUGCCUGCACUAUGCAGCUUUGAGUAAUAAUCUUCCUUUAAUUGGGCUCAUGAUCCAGCAGGGAGCAGAUAUUGAAGUUCGCGAUAACAAAGAACAUACACCAUUACUUUCAGCUGUUUAUAAAGGGUGUUCAUCUGCUGUCAAGAAAUUGCUUGAAUUAGGGGCUGAUAUUACGGCUACAGACUCUAAUGAAGGAAAUACCUUGUUGCAUUUAGCAGCUAAAGGCAAUCAUCGCGAUACAAUUAAGCAUAUUCUGGAAGACAUCAAAACAAAAGAUAUCAACGUUAGAAACACGUUCGGUCAAAAGCCUAUUCAUAUUGCCGCUAAAUAUGGCCAUAAUCGUGUCGUUCACAAUAUGAUUAGAAACGGUGCUGAUAUUAACAGCAAGUAA